AUUUAUGCUGGGUUGUGUAGGGGUGAGCCAGCUUGCAACCUGCAACUGCAAGGCUGCAACCGGACGUGGAUGGGGACGUGGCAAAAGAGCUCAACGACCUCAAGCCCAUAUAGCACUUCCUCCCCUUCACAGAGCAUAUACAGUCUGUUUUACAUACGCCUCAAACCUACUUGGGAAGGCCAGCUUCUUGCUGAGCUUCUUGAGCCUGACUGUAAGAGUCCACGCUGCAAGUCUCCAACCCCAAAUCGUCUCCUAUAUAUCAAGCAGCUUAUUAUAACCUGCGAACGAUGAGCGAGCCUGAGGGGGUGGGCAUGCCCGGCCAGUUCACGCUGGGAGGGCGCCGGCGAGGGCCGCUGAAGCGGUUUUACAAAAUUGCUCUCAAGACGUUUACAUUUGGGCUGGCUGGACGGGGCGGCAGGGGUGGCGCGGUCGGAGCUCGGCGACGCGGCCGGGGAGCUCGCGGACCACCGCUGGCGAGCCUUUCAGCGGCGAUUCUCGAGCCAGCUGAUGUAGACUUGGAUGACGGGUACGGGCCGUCCACGGGCCAGCCGCUGGCACUGACGACGACAGGAGUGCCGGGCAUGUCGGUGCUCACCCCGGCAGCUGGUGUAGCGAGUUUCCCCCUGGCCAUACUCCCGCCCGUGCACCCCGAUAGCGAGGUCCCAUCCGGGCUUUAUGAGCACCACUCUCACAUUCGCAGCCUGCACUACCACGGACACGCGGAGCACCUCGCCCACAACCAACAGAACCUGAGCCAGCUCUGGAACCGAGCCCGCCAGCCCCACCAUGCGCACGCGCAGCCGCACCAGACGUCGCACCACCAGGCCACACAGCUGUGCACCUGCGGAGGCGCCAGUACUGGGAUGGAUUGCAGCGCCGCCUGCGCGGCGUCAGCCGCUGCCGACCCCGACCUGCUGUCGCAGCCGCUUCACGCAAAGCACGGCCACGGCUCGCACUCGCUUCAGCACCUGCUGGCGACGGGGUCGCGGCAGUGGGGCAGCAGCAGCUGGUGGGACGGGCGGUCGAUGCUGAAGGUGAAGAUUUACGACUUCGCCUUGUACGCGGACACCACCAAGGCGCGGGAGGUGCUUCGGUCGGGCCUGCCAAGCUUUGCUCCGGGGGGUACCGGGUCGGCGCUGAUAGCCCGCAGCUCUAGCGGCGGCGGCGGCGGCAGCCCCACAGACCUGCUGGUGCCGCCCGCUAGCGGCGUGGGCUUGUCGCUCACCAUCCGGGCAUGCCGCAACCUGCCGCUGCCGCUGCUGGGCGCCGAAUUCGAGCGCAUCCUGCAGCGCCGACACGAAAAGGCCGGCGGCAGGGCGGACGACCCCGCCCUGCGCGAGCUGCUGAGCUACUUCAGCCGGGAGCGGCUGCCCGCACACGUGGUGGUGGGCGGCGGCCCCGGCAACAGCAGCGAGCCGGCGGUGCGCAAGGGCGCGGCGAUCACCUUCAGCCGCAGCUCCAGCGGCGAGCUGGUGACGGAGGCGGGCGGGGCGCUGCUGGGCCGCGUGCGCUCGCCUGCACUGGCGGAGGCGCUCUUCGACCUGUACAUGGGCGAGAUGCCAGUCAGCAAGAAGGCCAAGGCCGCGGCCACCACGGCGCUGCUUCAGCUGGCGGAGGGCGGUGACUCGCCCUACCGCCUGCAGCCCGGCGAGCGGCUGCUGUGCGCGCCGGGUGCCUCCCCCACCAGCCAGCCCAACGCCUGCGUGCUGGCGUCGUCCUGAAGCAGCCGUGCAACUCCUGACUGCGCUGUGGCUGGGGCGGCGACCGCCUUCCUUGCCUGAGCGGAGGGGGUGGCGCCUCUGCAGACUGCGGGCAGCAGGGGGGCAACGGAGAUGCGGCGCGUGGCGAUUGGUGUGGGUGGCGCCGCACCGCUCCGUGCCGGGCAGUCGUCAUUUAUGAAGUAAACAGUGUGUAGAAGUAUUGCGCAGCCGGCAUAUGAGCUGUUUGUGUGCCGUAGGCAAUGAAUAACAAUGUGUAGGUCAAUGCGGUAUUGGUUUUGCGAAUAUCGUUUGGUUUACCACGCAAUUGUAUUCUUCCCACCACGAGUUUGGACCACGCGGAGCAUUGUUUGUGCACCAUUCCCAACCGGGUGUCGAACCAUGAAGGCUUCGUCAUGGGCUCCGGGUGUUUGGCUUAGUGUGUGCGCGAGUGGGUAUGAAGACGCCAAUCUCCUAUUCGUGUAUGUACAUUUACAGAGGUCGGAGUCAGCCGAAUGGUUGGUUUGUCAGUUCAGCUGUGUCACGUGGCGGGCGAAGUGCGGAAUGUCGACGGACAUUAAGUCAAGCGGUCGGUCAUACGGAUUAAUAGCAAGGUAAGAUGGCGGAGGGCCUUUCACUAGGCCUCCGCAAGCAAGAAUGCUUGCACUUGUUUGCUGGGGACGGGCAAGGCGGCAUGUAGCCAGAGCGUUUUGUGAGUGUGAUGCAUGUGUUAGUGUUUUGGCAAAGGUGCCUCGAGACGAAGACGCGAGUGAUUGCGUUUGUGGUCUGUAGGAGUGCGCGUGUGCAAGAGUCGCGGUCGAGUGCUGCAAAUGAGUGGCGCGAGUGCUGCCUAGCCGGGUGCACGGAUACUGAAGUAGAGGAUGGGUUCGGACGGUUUGCACGGGUCUGCCGGUGUGGUUGUAAGCGUGGGUGGGUCAAGGGUACCGCAAGAGGGUCCCCUCGCCACGUUUGGCACCUACUGUGCGCCCUGGUACAUCGUAGUACAGCGCAGCUGUGGGAUGAGGGGGCAGGCGGCUGAAGCUCCUCUGGAGGCCGUGUGCAUGAGCAUGAGGCACACACCGGAGAGGGCCACAGAGCCCGGAGUUGUUUAACCCAUGUUGUUGACGCCCCAGGCUCGCGUCUCCAGGCGAGUCCGAACUGAGACGAUGCAAUAGGGCAAGGGCAAGUAUCUGAUACAGC
Molecule: messenger RNA, 2897 nt
Organism: Chlamydomonas reinhardtii
Lineage: Eukaryota; Viridiplantae; Chlorophyta; Chlorophyceae; Chlamydomonadales; Chlamydomonadaceae
Exons: 6
Coding region: 288-1721 (477 amino acids)
Molecular function (GO): intramolecular lyase activity
Source: RefSeq, a predicted model, not a curated record